AUGCCCGUCCCACUGCUCCCGUUACUUCUGCCGAGCGCUGGUUGGGGCCGCCUGCUUCUGCCUGCCGCCCGCCUGGCCCGCCGGCACCUCCUGCCCCUGAUGCGCCGACUGGCCCGCCGCCUAGGCUCACAGGAUGUUCGAGAGGCUUUGCUGGGCUGUGUGUUGUUCGUCCUCAGCCAGAGACACCCGCCGACGCUGAUGAGGGCCUCCAGAGCGGCUGGCCAGGAGAGGAGGGAGAGGCUAGCCCCCCCCCAAAUGAGGCCGCGGUCCCUGAUAUUGGCUGUGUCAUCGAAAGCCUUUCUUCUGGGACUAGGACAGUCUGGCAUCAUCACUGAGCGCAGCCUACCCAGUGUGCGAAAGACACGGUGCGGGACUGAGCCACAAGAAGGGUUUGACCAGGAACGCCUCCCCUCUCCAACAGGAAUGACUGGAAGGAUGUUCCAUGCAUCGAGCAGAAAACUGAUCAAUUACCCCUCCUGA
Molecule: messenger RNA, 480 nt
Organism: Zalophus californianus (California sea lion)
Lineage: Eukaryota; Metazoa; Chordata; Mammalia; Carnivora; Otariidae
Gene: MYMX
Product: myomixer, myoblast fusion factor
Biological process (GO): myoblast fusion; skeletal muscle organ development
Cellular component (GO): endoplasmic reticulum membrane; Golgi membrane; plasma membrane
Source: RefSeq, a predicted model, not a curated record